AUGGAGGCCGUGGAGACCCGGGAACGGCCCACCUUCGGAGCCUGGGACUACGGGGUCUUUGCCCUCAUGCUUCUGGUGUCCACCGGCAUCGGGUUGUGGGUCGGGCUGGCUCGGGGCGGGCAGCGCAGCGCUGAGGACUUCUUCACCGGGGGCCGGCGCCUGGCGGCCCUGCCCGUGGGCCUGUCGCUGUCUGCCAGCUUCAUGUCGGCCGUGCAGGUGCUGGGCGUGCCGUCGGAGGCCUAUCGCUAUGGCCUCAAGUUCCUCUGGAUGUGCCUAGGCCAGCUUCUGAACUCGGUCCUCACCGCCCUGCUCUUCAUGCCCGUCUUCUACCGCCUGGGGCUCACCAGCACCUACGAGUACCUGGAGAUGCGCUUCAGCCGCGCAGUGAGGCUCUGCGGGACUUUGCAGUACAUUGUAGCCACGAUGCUGUACACCGGCAUCGUAAUCUACGCACCGGCCCUCAUCCUGAACCAAGUGAUCGGGCUGGACAUCUGGGCGUCGCUCCUGUCCACCGGAAUUAUCUGCACCUUCUACACGGCUGUGGGCGGCAUGAAGGCUGUGGUCUGGACUGAUGUGUUCCAGGUCGUGGUGAUGCUAAGUGGCUUCUGGGUUGUCCUGGCACGUGGUGUCAUGCUUGUAGGCGGGCCCCGCCAGGUGCUCACGCUGGCCCAGAACCACUCCCGGAUCAACCUGAUGGACUUUAACCCUGACCCAAGGAGCCGCUAUACAUUCUGGACUUUUGUGGUGGGUGGCACGUUGGUGUGGCUCUCCAUGUAUGGCGUGAACCAGGCGCAGGUGCAGCGCUACGUGGCUUGCCGCACAGAGAAGCAGGCCAAGCUGGCCCUGCUCAUCAACCAGGUGGGCCUGUUCCUGAUCGUGUCCAGCGCUGCCUGCUGUGGCAUCGUCAUGUUUGUGUUCUACACUGACUGCGACCCUCUCCUCCUGGGGCGCAUCUCUGCCCCAGACCAGUACAUGCCUCUGCUGGUGCUGGACAUCUUCGAAGAUCUGCCUGGAGUCCCCGGGCUUUUCCUGGCCUGUGCUUACAGUGGCACCCUCAGCACAGCGUCCACCAGCAUCAAUGCCAUGGCUGCAGUCACUGUAGAAGACCUCAUCAAACCUCGGCUGCGGAGCCUGGCACCCAGGAAACUCGUGAUUAUCUCCAAGGGGCUCUCACUCAUCUACGGAUCGGCCUGUCUCACCGUGGCAGCUCUGUCCUCACUACUCGGAGGAGGUGUCCUCCAGGGCUCCUUCACCGUCAUGGGAGUCAUCAGCGGCCCCCUCCUGGGAGCCUUCAUCUUAGGAAUGUUCCUGCCGGCCUGCAACACCCCGGGCGUCCUCUCGGGACUGGGCGCGGGCUUGGCGCUGUCGCUGUGGGUGGCCUUGGGCGCCACGCUGUACCCACCCAGCGAGCAGACCAUGAGGGUCCUGCCGUCGUCGGCUGCCCGCUGCGUGGCUCUCUCAGUCAACGCCUCUGGCCUCCUGGACCCGGCUCUCCUCCCUGCUAACGACUCUAGCAGGGCCCCCAGCUCAGGAAUGGACGCCAGCCGACCCGCCUUAGCUGACAGUUUCUACGCCAUCUCCUAUCUCUAUUACGGUGCCCUGGGCACGCUGACCACUGUGCUGUGCGGAGCCCUCAUCAGCUGCCUGACAGGCCCCACUAAGCGCAGCACCCUGGCCCCGGGAUUGUUGUGGUGGGACCUCGCACGGCAGACAGCAUCAGUGGCCCCCAAGGAAGAAGUGGCCAUCCUGGAUGACAACUUGGUCAAGGGUCCUGAAGAACUCCCCGCUGGAAGCAAGAAGCCCCCUGGCUUCCUGCCCACCAGUGAGGACCGUCUGUUUUUCUUGGGGCAGAAGGAGCUGGAGGGGGCUGGCUCCUGGACCCCCUGUGGUGGACAUGAUGGUGGUCGAGACCAGCGGGAGACAAACCUCUGAGGACAGGGCCAGCCGUGGGACUGACACCCUGGGAUGGAACCUCAGGAUGGGCCAAACCCAGACCAUGGGCCCAUGGCCUUAGGCUCCGAUUGGCUGGAUUGCCUUGUAUGCAAAUGAGUUCAGGACUACAAUACCCUACCCUAUGGGGAGGCCCUGCCUCCGGGAGGUCAUUUUUUAAAUCCAGCCCCUUGCUUCAACCGUCCCUGGUAUUAGAUGCUGCAGCCCCGACGGCUCCCCCAAAAUAAGGCUGGGUUUUUCUCUCUCUAAUUUUUUUUUUUUUUUUUUUUUGAGACAGAGUCGUGCUCUGUCACCCAGGCUGGAGUGCAGUGGUGUGAUCUUGGCUCACUGCAACCUCUACCUCCCAGGCUCAAGCGAUUCUCCUGCCUCAGCCUCUGGAGUAGCUGGGAUUAUAGGUGCCCAUCACCAUGCCCAGCUAACUUUUUGUAUUUUUAAUAGAGAUGGGGUUUCCACCAUGUUGGUCAGGCUGGUCUCGAACUCCUGACCUCAAGUGAUCCACCCGCCUCGGCCUCCCAAAGUGCUGGGAUUACAGGCAUGAGCCACCAUGCCUGGCCUACUGUUUUUCUCAAUCUAUAAUAGAAACAUGUUGGAAUCCCCUCUGGACAACAUAGGAAACUCCCAGAUCUAACAUCAGGAUCUGAGAAAGACCCCAGCUCUUACCUGAAACGUGUUUAACCUUAUUAUCAUUUUUGAGACAGAGUUUAGCUCUUGUCGCCCAGGCUGGAGUACAAUGGUGUGAUCUUGACUCACUGCAACCUCUGCCUCCCGGGUUUAAGCAAUUCUCCUGCCUCAGCCUCCCAAGUAGCUGGGAUUAUAGGCGCCCGCCCCCACACCCACCUAAUUUUUGUAUUUUUAGUAGAGACGGGGUUUCAUCAUAUUAGUCAGGCUGGUCUCGAACUCCUGACCUCAGGUGAUCCACCCGCUUUGGCCUCCCAAAGUGCUAGGAUUACAGGUGUGAGCCACCACGCCCAGCCAGAGCCACUGUGCCUGGCCUGUGUUUAAACCUUAGCAAGCAUUUUGGAGGUCUUCAGGCCCAACUUCCUGUGCCUCAUUUCACAGGCAGAGAAACUGAGGCCGGGAGAGGAGGGCAAUGGCUUGGCCAAGGACACAAUAGCAAUCCAGGCAUUUACCAAGAGUUGAACACCAACUCUUUCUCCUUUCUUUGUUCUUUCUUUUAUUUUCUGUUUUUGAGACAGAGUCUCUCUCUGUCACCCAGCCUGGGUGCAGUGGCACAAUCUCCGCUCAUUGCAACCUCUGCCUCGUGGGUUCAAGUGAUUCUCCUGCCUCAGCAACCUGAGUACCUGGGAUUACAGUGAGCGCCACCACGCCUGGGUAGUUUUUGUAAUUUUGUAUUUUUGUAGAGAUGGGGUUUUGCCAUGUUGGCCAGGCUGGUCUCGAACUCCUGAUCUCAGGUGAUCCUCCUGCCUUGGCCUCCCAAAGGGCUGGGAUUACAGGGGUGAGCCACCGUGCCCCACCUCUUUCUUCUUUAUUUUCUUCCUGGGUUUGGGGAGGGGAUGAUUCAGACCCCACAUGGCCUCCAACCUUGGCCCACACACCUGCCAUGGCUCCCAUCACCCUGAGCCUGCUAGCGUCCCCUCCUCACCUGACAAUAGAGGCUCUGAAAUUGGGUUGUGUCCCCCCAAAACUUAUGUCCACCCAGAACCUCAGAACAUGAGCUUACUUGGAAAUAGGGUCUUUGCAGGUGUAACUGGUUAAAUUAAAAGAGUUAUUACUGGAGGAGGAUGGAUGAAUCCAGUGACUGGUUCCUCAUAUGAAGUAGAGAAGAGAUGCAGAGAAACACAUGGGGAAGAUGCCACGUGGAGACAGAGGCAGAGGUUAGAUCAAUGCGUCUACGAGUCAGAGGACCCAAGGAUUGCCAGCAACAACCAGAAAUCAGGAGGGGGGCAUGAGAUGUGUUAUUUCUUAGAGCCUUUAGAGGGAACAUGGCCCUGCUGACACAUUGAUGUCAGACUUCUGGCUGCUAGAACUGUCAGAGAAUAAAUUUCUGUUGUUU
This is a messenger RNA of Pongo pygmaeus (Bornean orangutan), 3964 nucleotides long. RefSeq names its product solute carrier family 5 member 5 (gene SLC5A5). Gene Ontology annotation, molecular function: sodium:iodide symporter activity. Gene Ontology annotation, cellular component: extracellular exosome; membrane. The transcript has 15 exons. Gene Ontology annotation, biological process: sodium ion transport; thyroid hormone generation; iodide transmembrane transport. Bases 1 to 1932 code for a protein of 643 amino acids. Lineage: Eukaryota; Metazoa; Chordata; Mammalia; Primates; Hominidae. The record is from RefSeq and is a predicted model, not a curated record.